This is a messenger RNA of Seriola aureovittata, 1353 nucleotides long. Its product is annotated as butyrophilin subfamily 3 member A2-like. The record is from RefSeq and is a predicted model, not a curated record. The transcript has 6 exons. Lineage: Eukaryota; Metazoa; Chordata; Actinopteri; Carangiformes; Carangidae. Bases 1 to 1353 code for a protein of 450 amino acids.
AUGAAAAAUGCACAGAAAGACAAAGAGAAGGAAGAUGUGGUGAAAACGCUGAUGGAGGUGAAGGCUGAGCUGGAGAACCAGAAGGGUCAGACGCAGGUUUACCCACCCCAGCCGGUCGUGGUAAUGGUUGGCGAUGACACCGUUUUGCCUUGUCAGCUGGAACCUGCCAUGGAUGCUUUUAAAAUGACAAUGGAAUGGGGGAGACUUGACUUGGACCCCAGGUUUAUAUACGUGUGGCACGACGGUAAGGCGCUUCUGGAUGACCAAAACACGGCCUACAAGGGAAGAACAUCGUUGUCCAUCGACAAACUGAAGCAUGGAGACAUUUCACUGAAACUCUCCAAAGUGAAAGUCUCUGAUCAUGGAACGUACAGAUGUUACAUUCCAAAACAGAAUAAACGAUAUUUAGUAGAGCUUCAUGUUGCUGCCAUCUCCUCACCUGGUGUCAGUUUAGCGAGGCUUCAUAAAGACAGUGGUAGAGUGGUGUUACAGUGUGAGUCUAAAGGCUGGCAUCCAGAGCCUGAGCUGUUGUGGCUGGACGGUGAGGGAAAGCUGCUCUCUGCUGGACCUACAGAGACAGUCAGAGGUCCUGAUGACCUCUAUACUGUCAGCAGCAGAGUGACUGUGGAGAAGAGACACAGCAACAACUUCACCUGUAGAGUCCAACAGAAGAUCAUCAACCAGACCAGAGAGACACACUUUUAUAUUCCAGAUGAUUUCUUCAUGGCCACAUCUAACUGCGCUGCUUCCAUCAGCUUUAGUGUGGUUUUCUGCUUAAUGUUUGUGGUUGCAGUUUCCUUUUCUGUCUGGAGACAAAACAGAAUAAAAAUGCCAUGUCGAGACAUGAAUGAAGACCAAGAAGAGAAAACCACAGCUACUAAUACCAGCACAGAACAUCAGCCUUUGAUGGCAAGGAAAGAAAUCAACAAAAUGGACAAAAAAAGGGCAAAACUUGAUGAACAUUUAAAGGAGAAAGAGGAGGAACAGAAGGAUGUGGUUCAGAUAAUUGACUGUCUGAUGGAACUGACUAAGGAACUUGAGACGCAGAAAGAGCAACUGACUGUCCAGAUGCAGAAAGCAGAGAGAGAGGUAGAGGAGACUGAUAAUAAGGUUACAUCAGUGGAGAUAGAAGUAACGGAAGAGGAGGGAGAUAAGAUAGCUAACAAAGCAAAGGGAUAUUUAAAACUGAAAGAAAUCAUACUGGAGAGUAACAACAACCAGCAGGAGAGAAAGCAAGAAUACCAGCAACUGCAAAUGAAUGUAGACAAAAUAGUCAAGAAGGUUGUGUUUGAAGAAUAUUUAGAGAUAAGAUUUCAGCCCAUCACAGUGUUUGUGUGUCAGACCUCCUCCUGA